Messenger RNA from Lactuca sativa (garden lettuce), 1059 nucleotides. RefSeq names its product ras-related protein Rab7. The record is from RefSeq and is a predicted model, not a curated record. Lineage: Eukaryota; Viridiplantae; Streptophyta; Magnoliopsida; Asterales; Asteraceae. Gene Ontology annotation, molecular function: GTP binding; GTPase activity. Gene Ontology annotation, cellular component: vacuolar membrane.
UUAAAGAAAGUAAGGACUUGGGUUGAUCGAUCGAUCCGUGCACCAGAGUCCAGACGGCCAAAAAGAUCAAGAACCUUCACGUUGCCAACUGGGUUCUUGACUACCAGAAUUAGCUCAAGAUUCUUCUUACAAUUUGCUUCUGAUUUUAUUUCAAUCAUCAGUUUCACUUCAAUUCGAUUUAUACAUCUUUUCCUCCGUCCGGGUCGAUCCAAUUACGAUGCCUUCAAGAAGAAGAACGCUUCUCAAAGUCAUCAUCCUCGGGGACAGCGGGGUAGGCAAGACAUCGUUGAUGAAUCAAUAUGUGAACAAGAAGUUUAGCAAUCAAUACAAGGCAACAAUAGGAGCCGAUUUCUUGACAAAAGAAGUUGAAUUUGAGGAUAGGCUCUUCACUCUACAGAUCUGGGAUACAGCUGGACAGGAAAGAUUUCAGAGCCUUGGAGUUGCUUUUUAUCGUGGUGCAGAUUGCUGUGUUCUUGUGUAUGAUGUGAAUGUUCAGAAGUCAUUUGAUGAUCUCAACAACUGGAGGGAGGAAUUCCUUAUUCAGGCGAGCCCUUCGGAUCCUGAAAAUUUCCCGUUUGUAGUUCUUGGAAACAAAGUUGAUGUGGAUGGUGGCAACAGCAGAGUGGUUUCAGAGAAAAAGGCACGGGCUUGGUGUGCCUCAAAAGGAAACAUUCCAUAUUUUGAGACAUCGGCCAAGGAGGGGAUCAAUGUUGAAGAAGCCUUUCAAGUCAUUGCUAAGAAUGCAUUGAAGAGUGGAGAAGAGGAAGAAAUAUAUUUGCCAGAUACGAUUGAUGUAGGAAGCAGCAAUCAACAGAGGGCAUCAGGAUGCGACUGCUAGAAAUCAAUUUCAAUUCUUUAAGGACUUGUGUUGCUAUCAUCUUGUACUACUACUACUCCUACAAAACGUGUUUUACUUUUACUGUAUUUUGCUCACUUUGUUUGCUGCUGUGUGGAUGGUUGGACUGUAAAUGUGGUUUCAAGUUGUUUCAUGGAGCCUGUGUGUUUGUGUGUGUUUAAGUUUAACCUUCAUAUUAAUGGCAUUGCACUCUAUUUCUUUGA